Molecule: messenger RNA, 1077 nt
Organism: Rubroshorea leprosula
Lineage: Eukaryota; Viridiplantae; Streptophyta; Magnoliopsida; Malvales; Dipterocarpaceae
Source: the annotation of a GenBank genome assembly
UCAAGAAAGCAAUAAACCUUUCUUCAGAUAUUUCUCCUUCUUUUCCGUUUAACAUGGAACACUAUGUUUUCCUCAUUAUCAAACUUCCAGGUGUCGUCUUCUAAUCAACCUCCACUUUUUACUAACCCUUCUAUUAAGCUAUUUCCUAGUGACUCUAAUGUAGAUACAUUUGAUGAGCUCCAUGAUGCCUCUCCACAUGCUCCACCUAGUUCUAUAGAAGAUGCUCUGCCAGUUGGUAAUACAUUAAACAAUGGUGAGUCUUCUUCCCUUCCCUCUUUUAUAUCACCUAUUGGAUCUGACCCUAUUGAGCCUGAAAAUGAGUUCCUUAAUCCACCUUCAAGUCGUCCUACUUGGGUAAGAAAUACUCCUAACUAUCUUUACGACUAUCAUUGUUUUCCUGCUAUUACCUUCUUACAUGAGCCUCAAUCUUAUGAAGAGGCCUCUUCUAACCCUCUUUGGCAGCAAGCUAUGCAAGAUGAAUUACAAGCUCUUGAGAAAACUCAUACAUGGGAUUUAGUUGAUCUUUCUGCUGGAAAGCCUUUGGAAUAUGGGAUUGAUUAUGAGGAAACCUUUGCACAUGUUGCUUGUCCUACUUCAGUUUGUAGUUUGAUUGCUAUUGCUGCUGCAAAAGGAUGGAAAUUGUUUCAGAUGGACGUGAAAAAUGCCUUCCUAAAUGGUGAUCUUGUAGAGGAAGUUUACAUGCAACCACCUCUUGGACUUGAGCAUCCUGCAAACAAAGUUUGACAAUGGAAGCGAGCUUUGUAUGGUUUGAAACAAGCACCUCGAGCUUGGUUUGAUAAGUUUAGCACCACCAUCAGUGAGUUUGGUUUUACUUCUAGUCCUCAUGAUACUGCAUUGUUCAUAUGCAAGACUAAUCAUGGUUUGGUUCUAUUACUUCUUUAUGUUGAUGAUAUGAUCAUUACUGGGGAUGAUAUUUCAAGUAUUCAUGAUCUUAAGCAAUUUCUCAAUCAUAAGUUUGAGAUGAAAGAUCUUGGUGUUUUGAGUUAUUUCUCAGGACUUGAGGUCACUUUUCUAAUGAUGGUUAUCUUUUCUCCCAAACAAAAUAUGCUUCUGAUC